Theobroma cacao (cacao) is the source of this 781-nucleotide messenger RNA. RefSeq names its product peptidyl-prolyl cis-trans isomerase FKBP15-1. The record is from RefSeq and is a predicted model, not a curated record. Gene Ontology annotation, molecular function: peptidyl-prolyl cis-trans isomerase activity. Gene Ontology annotation, biological process: protein peptidyl-prolyl isomerization. Lineage: Eukaryota; Viridiplantae; Streptophyta; Magnoliopsida; Malvales; Malvaceae. Gene Ontology annotation, cellular component: endoplasmic reticulum.
CAAUUUUUCACGUCUUUUGUUGUUUAGAAAAAUCGAAACACCGAAAUUACAGAGAAAGUCGACAGUGAGUUGUGAUAGAGAGAGAGAGAAUGGGUGUAAGCUGCGCGUUGAAGGUGGCUCCGAUUCUGCUUCUGCUGAUCCUUUUCGCAUUUGCGGAUGCCAAGAAGUCAGCCGAUGUGACUGAGCUGCAGAUAGGGGUCAAGCAUAAGCCCAAAUCAUGUGAGUUUCAAGCUCAUAAAGGUGAUAAAAUCAAGGUGCACUAUCGGGGGAAACUCACUGAUGGAACUGUUUUUGAUUCUAGUUUUGAAAGGGGUGAUCCCAUUGAGUUUGAGCUUGGUAGUGGUCAAGUAAUUAAAGGAUGGGACCAAGGACUGCUUGGGAUGUGUGUUGGCGAGAAGCGCAAGUUGAAAAUACCUGCAAAGCUUGGUUAUGGUGCACAGGGUUCGCCACCUACCAUUCCUGGCGGAGCAACACUAAUAUUUGACACAGAGCUUGUUGCAGUCAAUGGGAAGCCAUCAAGUGGGGGGAAUGCAAGUGAAGAUGAGCUAUAGUAACUAGUUAGAGAAGCAGCAGCUUUUAUCCUUUACUACGUUGUCUUCCUUUUAAGAACACCAUCGAUGGUAAACCUCACCAGGCCUUCUCACUGGAAUUUGGAAAAUAUACUUGGGUAGCAUAUUUUCUUGUGCAAAACUAUUUGUUUGUUACUUUGUUGGAGAAACUAAUGUUUCAUUUUAGAGUGGUUGUUCUUGGAUCAGAAUCUAUAUGACCUUAGCUAGGCCGA